Acanthosepion pharaonis is the source of this 546-nucleotide messenger RNA. The record is from the annotation of a GenBank genome assembly. Lineage: Eukaryota; Metazoa; Mollusca; Cephalopoda; Sepiida; Sepiidae.
AUGAUACACUCUUCUUUUCUCUUAUUCUCUUCACCCUUCUUCUUCUUCUUCUUCUUUUCUUUCUACAUUUAUGAUACACUCUUCUUUUCUCUUAUUCUCUUCACCUUCUUCUUCUUCUUCUUGUUUUCUUUCUACAUUUAUGAUACCUCUUCUUUUCUCUUAUUCUCUUCACCUUCUUCUUCUUCUUCUUCUUCUUUUCUUUUUCACAUUUAUGAUACCUCUUCUUUUCUCUUAUUCUCUUCACCUUCUUCUUCUUCUUCUUUUCACAUUUAUGAUACUCUUCUUCUCUUAUUCUCUUCUUUUUUCUUCUUCUUCUUCUUUUUUUUUCUCAUUUACCCUUCUUCUUCUCUUCUUUUCUCUUAUUCUCUUCUUUUUCUCCCUUCUUCUUCUUCUUCUUUUUUCUUUUCCAUUUAUGAUACACUCUUCUUUUCUCUUAUUCUCUUCACCCUUCUUCUUCUUCUUCUUUCUUUCAUUUAUGAUACCUCUUCUUUUCUCUUAUUCUCUUCACCCUUCUUCUUCUUCUUCUUUUCUUUUCACAUUUUAUGA